CAAUACUAUAGAGGGUUUAUAGCUCUCGUCUUCACAUGGGGUUGUCAUGGGAAUAGUGCAGUAAACAACCGUACCGAGCGCUGCUGUCGCCAGGUUUUGUAUCCAGGUAAACCUUUAAAAGGCCUUUACAAUGAUGUUCAAACGACACAUGGUUGACGAGCACAAACCAGCGCCUGUAGUGACGACACCUAUGAUAAACCGAGCAGAGACACUGAAGAGAUUGAAAAAAGAGUUAAACUUCAAAAUUGUAAAACCAAUUGUUACGGUUCCAACAGUAGCUGACAAGAUUCUCCAUCAAAGUCGUCAGCCGCGUUCGCAGUAUUACUUCACGUCUGGAAGAAAAGUAGACCCUGACAAACUACAAGAAGUAGCGAGUGAAAGACCAGCCUAUAUACUUCCCAAUAUACCUCCUGUAGGGAUCCCAUACAGUGUGAUCAAACGAGCUGAAAAGGAAAAGCUAAAAGAAAAGGAAAAGCACUUGAGUGUAAUUGAUAAACCAUCUGGAAGGUCGAGGAUUAUGGAGAAUUUCACGGAGAGAGUGUAUGUCCCACCAAAUGAAAAGUUAAAGGUUAAAACAAAGAUGAAGAUGGACGAAGCAUAUCUUUCCGUUGUUAAGGGACGGCCAAUCAAGUGUAAAUUUUCAUUGAGAAGCUAUGUGGAAGAGAUUAGAGAAAUAUUACACACGAAAUUGAAGACUGGAUACCUUCAGGACGAAGUGUAUCUCAUCGACGAACAACACCGUAACGAAAAGAAGAGAAUCGAAGACCUGACAAAUCUCUUUAAAAACUAUUACACUUCCUUUAAAGAGUUUGAAGCCCAAGACCACGAAGAAUGGCUGCAAAUACGUAGAAAAGCAGACAGAAUGACUCGAGAAACCACGGAGAUGAGAGUGGAACUGAAAAGCCUUAUGAAAGAACUGAGUCAGAUUCGUUGCAAUCUUUACGUGCUUGAAGAGAAUUGGAGGAACUGUAAACUUUGCCAGUUGUUCUUACACCAAAUAAGCCCUCUCUCGUGGCAGAAAGAACAUCCCUUGACCGACAAAGAGGGCAACGAGAUAGAAAACAUCAACGAAAUGUUUGAUAGGUAUAAAUUGGACACUGAAGGAUCCGUGCAGUCUUUAAACGACCUGAUAGAAAUCUUCCAAGAGGACAUCGCUGCUGAAAAAGGACCUCCAGAAUUAUACUUCACUGAUCCAUGGCAGGUCAGAUUAGUGUUUAGAGAUAUGGAACUUCAACAUUUAAGCUCCCUUCUGAUCAUCGAGGGAAUCCGAAAACCGAAAGAUAUCAUGGUACAAGGAUUGAAAGACGUCAAAAAGUACUUCGACUCUGAAAUAGAAGCUAUUGAGGAGCAACUCGAGAUAGCUGAAAAGCAAAUUGGACAAGAGGAACAGAGGGCGAACAUGUUGGAAGAAGUUGCAAAGGACUUGCUCAACACAGAUUUGAAAGACUUAGUUUCUUCAGAGGCUGUUAUCCUAACACACGUUUACGUUGACCACGCCUACGAAGAAUGCGUAGCAGCCGGAGAAACUGACAUGACAACCCUUCAGACUCUAACAGCUUUGAAACUACUCUACGAAGAUCUCAUGAUGAAGUUGGACUCUCUUCCUAGUGAUAUCGUGAGAGAAGCUGAGGAGACUGUACACAGCAGGAAUGCCUUGGCUCUUGAGAAAGCACAUCAAGCGAGAAGACAAGUAGCCGUCUUGGACAAUCUGACGAGAAGUAUGAAACGAGCGCUUGACAAACCUUUCGUGAAGCACGGCAAGCCUCUAAUGUGGAGAUCUAAGCCACCCAGUCCGACCUUUAGACGACACAAACCCUCAGAAGAAUACUCGCCAAAGGAGUUGGAGUACUUGACACACUUCACAGACUAUUGCAAAUACGACGAUGAAGAAGCGGUCAAAUUGUUCUUUCCUCUGGGAACGUAAACAAGAUGAAAAUUAAUAUUCGAGUGUUGUUAAUUCUUUGGUAA
This is a messenger RNA of Macrosteles quadrilineatus (aster leafhopper), 1968 nucleotides long. Its product is annotated as cilia- and flagella-associated protein 100-like. Bases 131 to 1924 code for a protein of 597 amino acids. The record is from RefSeq and is a predicted model, not a curated record. NCBI's taxonomy places the organism in Eukaryota, Metazoa, Arthropoda, Insecta, Hemiptera, Cicadellidae. The transcript is spliced from 2 exons.